This is a messenger RNA of Sander lucioperca (pikeperch), 1285 nucleotides long. RefSeq names its product ORMDL sphingolipid biosynthesis regulator 2 (gene ormdl2). The record is from RefSeq and is a predicted model, not a curated record. NCBI's taxonomy places the organism in Eukaryota, Metazoa, Chordata, Actinopteri, Perciformes, Percidae. Gene Ontology annotation, cellular component: endoplasmic reticulum membrane. Bases 182 to 643 code for a protein of 153 amino acids. The transcript is spliced from 4 exons. Gene Ontology annotation, biological process: intracellular sphingolipid homeostasis; ceramide metabolic process; negative regulation of ceramide biosynthetic process.
GGUGGAUAAUUCGAUAAUAAUUAGUUGCAGCAUUGUCUGGUUUCCCCUUCUCCAACGUGAUAAAUUGCUGCUUUUCCUUGUUUUAUGUCAUUGUAAAAAUUGAAUAUCUUUGAUUGACUACUGCUUGAACAAAGCAAGAACUUUAAAGAAGAACAAUCAUCACAUCAAUCAAAUCAAAAGUAUGAAUGUGGGCGUAGCUCACAGUGAGGUGAACCCCAACACUAGGGUGAUGAACAGCAGAGGAAUAUGGCUCACCUACCUGCUGCUGACCGUCGUGUUGCACAUCGUCCUGCUCAGCAUUCCUUUCUUCACUGUGCCGCUCGUCUGGACUCUUACAAACGUCCUCCACAACCUGGUGAUGUACCUGUUUCUACACACAGUGAAGGGCACUCCCUUUGAGACACCAGACCAAGGCAAAGCUCGUCUGCUCACACACUGGGAACAGAUGGACUACGGCGUCCAGUUCACAUCUUCACGCAAAUUCCUCACUAUCUCACCAAUUGUUCUGUAUAUUCUUGCCAGUUUCUACACAAAAUACGAUCCCACGCAUUUCCUAAUCAACACAAGCUCCCUCCUUAGUGUCCUCCUCCCAAAGUUGCCUCAAUUUCACGGAGUACGGAUAUUUGGGAUCAACAAAUACUGACAGAUCUGACUGAACUUUGGAUUUUAACCACCAAACACUGGACUUCUAGUUUUCUGUUUCUGCUGAACUAUUUUAUGUCUAGAGGUUGAGGAGAAGAGAACCACUUGGAUUUGUCUUAACUGUACAGACUGUGUGAAGUAAUAUAUGAAAGUUGCAGUUUGUGCUGCCUCUUGCAGCAUGCAUGAAAAAAUAGUAAAUGCACUGCUGCUGCUUUAUGAAAGGCAUUUUUUUUUUCUUUACUGACAUUGCUUUGGUAAGUUAGUCAAAAGGCCAGACACUUUGGCUUCAAGAAAGAGCAAAUUUUGAAGUGCACUGCUUUCGAAUGUGACUUUAUUCAUUUCUUGUCUGUCUCAGAUGAUUUCUGUCGCAAACUGCACUGGCUGCACGUCUGUAAAACUGUCUGGCUGUUGCCAUAAAUGUGAAUGAAUUCAUUGCGACAGUGUGGUUCCUGUUCCGAAUGAAGCUUGCAAGUUUCCGUUUUCCUUCAUGCUUUUUUUCUUGAUUUACUAUGAAGGAUUUACCUGCAGCAUGCAUUUACACGCCUACAAUAAACACUGCAGUCUUGCUGUCGGACACAUCAUUUACUGUUUUCUUAAAAAUCUGUAUGUCUUUUCCCACUUAUAAAAUGAGCAGUGAGAGCUA